Caenorhabditis sp. 36 PRJEB53466 is the source of this 1248-nucleotide messenger RNA. The record is from the annotation of a GenBank genome assembly. NCBI's taxonomy places the organism in Eukaryota, Metazoa, Nematoda, Chromadorea, Rhabditida, Rhabditidae.
AUGAGCUCUCCUCCGAACACAACGACGAUUGUGUACGAUAUCACCACGUGGCCGAAUGCUCUUGCUUCUGCCAUCAUGUUCAUGGUACGUACAGUACCUCACUCAGUUGAAGUUUAUUAAUUUCCAGAGCGCAGUGCUCGGCAUCGUCUUCAACUUUGCCAUCGUCUACGGUUUCAUCAAAGACCUGAGGCAGAAGACGGCGUUCAAUUUGAUAUGUUUCUUCCGCGCAGCAAACAACUUGAUGUACCUGUGUGUCGGGAAUCUAGGGGUGUACAUUCCGAUCACCGUAAUGUAAGUUAUUCCAUCGGAUGAUGUUCCAAAGUAGCCUGAUUCAGGGGUUCCACUCCGUACCCCCCGAUGAUCGAGACCGUUCUCAUCAUAUUUGCCAUAAAUCUGCCCAUCUACAACGAGUUCCAAGGCAUUUACAUCGCAAUCAACCGCGCUGUCGCCGUCUUCACCACCCACUACUAUCGGAAACUUUUCAAGCUCAAGUUCGUGCUCGCCUUCCACAUUCUCUAUUAUUUGGAUCGUAUUCGGAAUGUCACCUUCGAAUCUAUCGACAGAAAUGGUAAAUGUACGAGGACUGUGUUAGUGCUACCGUAACCGUUCAGCCGCCUCCAAGUACUUGCUCUUCUCCUCUCAAUACAUCUCGUACGGUGGGCUGCAAGUGACACCGGAUGGAAUGUUCAAGAUUGCGCUCGCCUUGAUCAUUUUCCCAUUCCUCAUAAAUGCUAUCAUUUUCGCAAAGCUUUAUUAUCUGGUAACUUGGAUUUUAUUGAAGAAACAAUCAUGAUUCAUGUCAUUCAGAAGAAAGACAUUCAGAAGAAAAGAGUGUCUGGUAAUUUAGAACACAGCCAAGAGGCCAAACAGAACAUGAAGCUCUUCAUUCAAACUGUGCUCCAGGACUCGUUAUUUUCAAUCAGUGUCAUCUUCACAUUGAAGUUGAAGUACGUUGUUGUUGCUAUCAACUGAAAAUGCAUACGGAUUGAACCAUUCCAGCACACUAGUAUCGCACCGCUUCUGGACAUUCUUCAGUGUCACCUACACAUCAGAGCUCGUGCACGUCCUCGAUGGGUGAGUUCACAUCUUCAACCCGUCUAACAUGCCCCAUUCAGAUUCAUAAUGCUCAUGUUCAACGAGCGACUUUCACUUCUCAAAAACGUGCUGCCCAACCGAAAAACUCCGAACGAAACGUCAGCGAAACAGCCGUCGGUGAAAGUGAUGUCGAUUGCAGACGUUGCAUCAUAA